This is a messenger RNA of Oppiella nova, 531 nucleotides long. Lineage: Eukaryota; Metazoa; Arthropoda; Arachnida; Sarcoptiformes; Oppiidae. The record is from the annotation of a GenBank genome assembly.
AUGAUUGAAUGCAUUAGUGAUGAGCCGACCACUGGUUUGGACUCAUUUAUGGCCAAAAGUAUAGUACAAGUGCUGAAGACUAUGGCAUCGGAGGGACGGACUGUCAUCUGUACUAUACAUCAGCCCUCGUCUCAAGUGUUUGAACUCUUCGACCGUUUGUUACUUAUGGCCGACGGAAGGGUAGCCUUCAUGGGGUCCAUCGGUGAAGCAAAAGAUUUCUUUUCAUCGCAAGGAUUAGUUUGUCCCAAAACCUACAAUCCAUCGGAUUAUUAUUUACGGGAAUUGGUUAACUCUGGCUAUAAUGUGGAUAAAAUGUCUGCAUUAAACACGGCAACACUGGGAUCGGGCUAUAGGGCUGUAGUAUUUGGGGUACUCUACUACGGACAGGGAUAUGACUACUCCAACGUCGAUAAUAUCAAUGGGGCUCUUAAUAUGAUAUUACUGGAAUAUUCACUUGCUCAAUCAACGGUCGCACUCACUGGGAAGAAGCUUUACUUUGUAGGGAACACCACAACCAGCUACGAUUUGUAG